This is a messenger RNA of Gymnodraco acuticeps, 1113 nucleotides long. Its product is annotated as adenosine receptor A1-like. Gene Ontology annotation, molecular function: G protein-coupled adenosine receptor activity. The transcript has a single exon. Lineage: Eukaryota; Metazoa; Chordata; Actinopteri; Perciformes; Bathydraconidae. Gene Ontology annotation, biological process: adenylate cyclase-activating G protein-coupled receptor signaling pathway; vasodilation; G protein-coupled adenosine receptor signaling pathway. Gene Ontology annotation, cellular component: membrane. The record is from RefSeq and is a predicted model, not a curated record. Bases 1 to 1113 code for a protein of 370 amino acids.
AUGGAGAACACCCCUGCACUGUUGAACCUCUACACGUUCCUCCAAACUAGAAAAGCAUCCAAUCUUUCUGACUUCCUGCAGCCUUUCCAAAACUCCUCAGCUCCUUCCUUUUCCAAUACGGACUCCUCCCUUCCUCCCCCCCCGCCUGCUGACCUGCUGAUCUCCCCUAACAUUGCGUACAUGGUGGCAGAGAUAGUCAUCGCCUUUCUCUCUGCGGUUGGCAAUUUGCUGGUCUGCGUUGCCGUGGGCCUCAACCGCAAGUUACGCACCCUCACCAACUACUUCCUGGUGUCGCUGGCGGUCGCUGACAUCUGUGUGGGGGUGAUCGCCAUACCCUGUGCCGUCCUGACUGAUAUCGGUUUACCACGUCACAACUUUCCUCUGUGUCUGCUCAUGUUGAGUGUUUUGAUAAUGUUCACGCAAAGCUCCAUCUUCAGCCUGCUGGCGGUGGCGUCAGAGCGCUACGUGGCUAUCUUCAUGCCGUUCCGCUACAGCGCCCUGAUGACGCCUCGCAACGCCGUGUUAGUGAUCCUCUCCACGUGGCUGCUGGCCUUCCUCAUCGGGCUGGUUCCCAUGAUGGGCUGGCACAAGACGCCGCCGGAGUCAGGCCACUGUUUCUUCACUGCGGUGGUAGACAUGACCUACAUGGUUUAUUUCUGCUUCUUUGCCUUUGUGCUGACACCCUUGGUGAUCAUGUUUCUCAUCUAUGCCAAGAUUUUUUUGACGGUCAAGCGCCAAUUGAGGCGCGUCGUGUGUAAGCAGAAUGGUGGAGGGCAGGCGACAGCUAGCAUGCGGAGAGAGAUGAAGACUGCCACCACACUCUUCCUGGUUCUUUUCUUGUUCACAGUCUGCUGGAUACCGCUACAAAUCAUCGACUGCUUCCUGCUGCUGUGCCCACACUGCCCCGUGCCGCUCGAGCUGCUGCUCACUGCCAUUCUCCUGUCACAUGCCAACUCUGCCAUCAACCCCUUCCUGUAUGCAUAUACCAUGACAGCAUUCAGAGACACCUUUAGGGACAUUUUCAUGUGCUGUAGGACGACGGGAGAGAGAGAUGCUUCGAAUGCAGCCAGCGGUGUCGAUGGAGAAGGAGCGACUGUCCGAAACACACACUAG